Molecule: messenger RNA, 5341 nt
Organism: Mobula hypostoma (lesser devil ray)
Lineage: Eukaryota; Metazoa; Chordata; Chondrichthyes; Myliobatiformes; Myliobatidae
Product: synaptosomal-associated protein 25
Exons: 8
Coding region: 198-830 (210 amino acids)
Biological process (GO): exocytosis; synaptic vesicle priming; synaptic vesicle fusion to presynaptic active zone membrane
Cellular component (GO): plasma membrane; SNARE complex
Molecular function (GO): SNAP receptor activity; syntaxin-1 binding; voltage-gated potassium channel activity
Source: RefSeq, a predicted model, not a curated record
GGAGCCUGGUGAUGUCAGGGAAGAGGAGUUUCCACACACAAUGUCAGCUCCCGGUCUCCAUCUAACCAGCAGUGUGGAGGGGUAACACAGUCGAACACCGUCCGCUGGAGAGCCAGGCACCCAACUUCUCAGAGGACCUGCUGAACCCCACUGCUGCUAAGUGAGAUCUGUUGUAAAGAUCAGAGACAGGGAGCAAUAUGGAGAAUAAUCUGGAAAACAAUAUGGACCCACGUUCAGAACAGGAUGAGAUGCAACGAUGUGCCGACCAGAUCACAGAUGAGUCCCUGGAGAGCACUCGUCGUAUGCUACAGCUGGUGGAAGAGAGCAAAGAUGCUGGGAUCAGGACCCUGGUCAUGCUGGACGAGCAAGGAGAGCAAUUGGAGAGGAUUGAAGAGGGAAUGGAUCAGAUCAAUAAGGACAUGAAAGAAGCAGAAAAAAAUCUGUCGGAUCUGGGCAAAUGCUGUGGUCUUUGUUCCUGCCCCUGCAAUAAGUUGAAGAACUUUGAGGCUGGAGGAGCCUACAAGAAGGUGUGGGGGAAUAACCAGGACGGUGUGGUGGCCAGCCAGCCAGCUCGAGUGAUGGACGACCGGGAGCAGAUGGCCAUGAGUGGUGGAUACAUCCGUAGAGUCACAGAUGACGCUCGGGAAAACGAGAUGGAGGAGAACCUGGAUCAGGUGGGCAGCAUCAUAGGCAACCUACGACACAUGGCACUUGACAUGAGCAAUGAGAUUGGCUCCCAGAACGCCCAGAUUGACAGGAUUGUGGUCAAGGGCGAUAUGAACAAAGCACGCAUCGACGAGGCCAACAAGCACGCCACCAAGAUGCUGUGAAGUGCUUCAAAGGAGAACCCUCUCUUCUGCCAGAGAUACCCACCCCAUCACCAUCGCAGCAUCUACAUGGCCGAGGAGGGGCAAGUCCCUGUGCAGUGAUAGGUUCAACAUCUCUGUACAUUUGGUUUGAUUUCACAAUUUUCUCUGUGUAGCAAAAUGUUCCAGUGUGUAAGGUGUAUAUUUUUGUGUCAAUCUGUGUAACUGCUUGCCCAGAGUGAACCAAGUGUAAAAUUUAGUUUUUAAUCUCCGUGCUGAUUGGUUCUUUUUAUGAAUGAAUUAACCUGUAACCUCGCGAUAACGUGAGCAUGAGUCAAGCUCGAUGUGCGCAGCUGAAUUCCGAUUAACGUUACAGCAAAUCCUCUUUUCCCUCGUUUAAAAUGUCAUCCCAGCACAGUAAGGGAAAGCCCUCAGAUCGGGCUGCUACAGAAAUCCCGGCGUCUGAAGGUUUGACAAAAGAGCACAGUUUGUAAUGGGGGCAGCUCAGUUCACCGUGCGGCUUGCCAGAGCUGGGAGCCGGCGUCUGCACUCCUCUCGGUAUUCCUGCCUGUCAGUCGCUGCGACUUCGCUGGUUAUAAUUUCUCCGAUGUUUAUGGCCCACCAUCAGUCACUUGUUCAUCCUGCGAGGCCAAACUCAGGAUUCCCGUUCAGUGUGAGAUGGGAAUCGGAGCUGGGAUCAGAUGGGUGUUGAUCAGAACUUGUUCACUUUAAAGGGACGCACUGUGGGAUUGAAAUGAGAAAGUGCCCGUGUCGGUUUGGAAUACUGAUGCCACUGGCAACUCAAAAAGGAAACAAAAACCCGCUCUCAGUUCAGAAACAACGUUAGUUCGAUACAUUAUCCUAUUUCCCCUCCUCCCCUUCCAUUUAUCAGAGGUUAAGUAUUUUGGAUCACCAGAAAGUUACAAGAAUUUAAAAAGCGCAACUGGUCAUAGACCAGUUAAAUGAACAGCACUGGGUUAACGUAAUUUCUUACUAAACUCCACACCUGCCAGUUUCAAAUUGCAAAUAAAGCAGUCAAUUUGAAUCAUUUCGGAGGAAGUUGGAUGCUCCUUUUAUUUUUCAGCUCCCAAACAAAACCGUUUAUAUAUUAUAUUUCAAUAACUGAGGCUUUACUGUCCUGUGAUCCUGUUGUUAAAUCUGGUUAAAACCAUGUUGUGCAUGAAGAAAUUUAUUUUCGUCCAUUGUUCCUACACUGGCCCUUGAAAACAGUCACCAUCUGAUUAUCCCUGUAGCCAUACACUUAUCCCAUUCCGUCCGAAAGCAAUCACAACCAAAUUUGCUUUUACUAUGUCUCCAGGCAGAACAUUCUAGCUCAACGAAAUGCUGGAGGAACUCAGCAGGUCAGGCAGCAUCAGGACCGAAACAUUGACUGUUUGCUCUUUUCCAUAGCUGCUGCCUGACCUGCUGAGAUCCUCCAACAUUUGUGUGUGCUAAUCAGGAUUUCCAGCAUCUGCAGAAUUUCUUAUUCUAGCUCAUAGUAAUUCUCAGGAUAAAAUCAAACAUUCUCCUCAUCUAGCCCACUGCGUUCUUCUCUCCUGGAUCUUAAAUCAUGCAUUCCUCCCGUUAGUGGAAACAAUCUCUCUCUCUCUCUCUCUCUCUCUCUCUCUCUCUCUCUCUCUCUCUCUCUCUCUCUCUCUCUCUCUUUCUAUCUCUCUCUCCCUCUCUCCCCUUUGAAAGAUGCUGCUCCCUAUCUCCACUCAGAGAUGCUGAGUGCCAAAUAGGGAGUGAAUGAGCGAAUGACAAGGAAUCACAGUAAACGUGAACUGAUUGAUGGCGGCACGAGGGAGACUCAAUGUUGGCGUCUGGAGCAGCAGACAAUCUGCAGGUGGAAUUCAGUGGGCCUAGCAGUGUUGUUGGGGGGGGAGGUGGAGGGAUUGUCAGCUGUUUGGGUCAAGCAUCAAUUCCUUUCCUCCCUCAGAUGUUGCUCAGCUGCUGAAUUUCUCCAACAAUUUGUUUGUGGCAACCGGUUGAUGGGAUAGAACAUAGAACAUUAUAGCACAGUGCAGGCCUUUAGCCUAAGAUGUUGUGCAGACCUUUUAAACUACUCGAAGAUAAAUCAGACCCUUCCCUCACACAUAUCCUUCCACUUUUCUAUCAUCCAUGUGAGUCCCUUAAAUGCCCUUAACGUACCGUACCUGCCUCUACCACCACCCCCCCCAUUUUAACUUUGUGUUAAUCUAAUUCACAAACUCUUGCCUUUUCCUUAUCAAUCUUCUCUUUGUUCGAUUCCAUCAGUGUUUAUGAAUGGCCUCGCUGGUUGUAAUCGGUUCAUAAAGCCAAUGAAAGAUGAAAUAAAGCAGCGGAUAACCUGUGUUUUGGGCCGCUCCCCCCCCCACCCCGCUCCCAGACGGGGCAGUAGAGGGAGAAAUGGUGGUAGUAGAAGUGGUUCAAUAAUUGAUUUUAAGUUUUGUUAAUCAAAGUGUUGUCCAAGGAGAUACAACCAAGAUGGCUUCCAGUUCUUCCAAUGUCCAUUUAAAGGCCAUAAAAACAUUUUGGGGGCUCUAAAAUAAAAUGAAUGACUGACUGAGGAGAACAUUAUUUUACACAGAGCAGAGAGAAUAUUGGGCAUGACGAAGUAUCAAAAAGGAAAGCCAUGAAACUAAGGAGAUAAUAUAUGAAGGACAAGAGGUGGGACAUUGAUACUGGCUGGCCAGAAUCAAUCCUAAACGUUCUAUUUCUAUAUUGCAAACUGCAAGGACGAUACAGCCCCUUGUAGAAAUCUUUCCAAUCAGUUUGUUUGAAAAUGUGUUUAUUUAACCUCAGAUGCAAUUAAAAUCCUUACCAUGGCAAAAGGCCGUAAAAUGCUUGGAGACUGAGAAGCCAAGAUCAAUGUUGGCUGUUGGCUUCUUCAUGGAGUAGCGAUUCGCUUUCUUUAGAGUGGUCUUUUUAUGCAGUGACGGAGGAAAUGCUGUCUCUUUAAGUGCUUAAUGAGUUGUGGGCUCACUCUUACUGCGACCCGAUAGCUUCUGCAGUGACGGAAUCUUCCCUGCGAACUCAUUGGGCUCUGAGCCCCGAACCCCAGCCCACUCACACAGCUCGCUGGCCUGGCCCGGCCCAACGUCUGCAUGCGACGGGUGUGAAAGUGUAAAAGGCUUUCCUUGUUCUGCACCACCUCACCCACCCACCAUCUACCCAGAGUAUUGCUGCCAGUCACGUGGUGGUGAGCAGGCUGCUUGUUCCUGCUCCCCCCACACCCCCCCAGCUCCUCUUCCACCAACCAAGACCGUGUGUUUGUAGAUGGUGCAUGUCAGUGUCUGUGUCCAUCACACCCCUCUGCUGCACGCAAGCCCAGAGCCACACCACCCCUGUCUUCACUCAGCCGUGACCUGUAACGAUACCCUUGAAACUAAACUUAGAGGGAGUUUGCUCUUCAAGUUCUACCUUAUAAAAAUGACUCUUUCUCCUUUGUAUUUGAUAGUUGGUUAUCCUCUCCUCACUUUUAUUUUUGCUCUCUAGCUCAGUCUCUCCUGCUUAGUCGUGCUAUGGACCCUGAGGUUAACAGUACGACUUGUGGUCUCCAAUUAUAAUGCUGUUCGGUAGACAGGGGAUUAAAUUCUCAGUUGGGAAUUGACAUCCACACCAACAUUCCAAGAUGCACUUUCUGAAUUAAAAUUGCCACCUCCGGGAGCCAAUAGGGGAAUACACCCUGAUUCAUUCAUCUCGUUCCUGACCGCACCAGAAAUGUAGAGGCAAAUACUGGUUCCUGUUUGAAGCAGUUAAAAUCUCUCGCAGCCAGUCAGUUCCAAGGCACCCCAUAACACCAUGCACUUAUGUUGAAACACAAAAAUAUUUUUAAAAAAACACCUAAUACAUUGCCGUAUAUUUAAAAGUUAAAUUAUUACUUUUACAGAUAUGUCCUUUUAUUUGUGUGUGUGUGUGUGUGUGUGUGUGUGUAUGUGUGUAUAUAUAUAUAUAUAUAUAUAUAUAUAUAUAUACACACAGAUGUCUCCUGAUGAUACUUGCCAACAAAUAAUUAUUUAAGCAUGAGAAUGACUUUAACGAAUUGCAAGCUCUGGUUCAGCGUACAGGUGAGCUGGAAUUUAUUAGUUAGUAGAGUUGAUUAGCCAAAUGGCCUAACUCUAUGUCGUAAUGGUCUUAAAACUCAGUAGGAAAAGCCCACGAGUGGAUAGCAAGGCACCAGAAACUUUGGAGAGUUCUGCUCGCCUGCGGGCACCUCACACAUGUCUGCUCCAUGUUCGAUUUGCUGAAGUGUCGCUCACAGAACUCAGCAUUGAGACACACAUACACAUGACAUUAUGAGGUGGUUAGGAUGGAGUGAGAAGAUGCAUAUCCACUGAUAUGUGAGACAUUUAGAUGUUCAGGUGUGUGUCAGGUCACCCUCUUACCAUUUACAGAGCUCAGGCAUGUGUUGUCCAGUCCAGCAGCGAAGUCCCAGCAGAUAUGUUAAGGUAUGCGGGCUUUGCAGAUCUGCUUGGAGAAUUUUUAACCCACAACAGUGUAGUGGUUAGCACGACGCUGUUCCAGCUCCGGGCAUUCCAGAGUUUGGAGCUUAA